Messenger RNA from Durotheca rogersii, 1596 nucleotides. RefSeq lists its product as uncharacterized. Gene Ontology annotation, cellular component: P-body; Lsm1-7-Pat1 complex. Gene Ontology annotation, molecular function: RNA cap binding. Lineage: Eukaryota; Fungi; Ascomycota; Sordariomycetes; Xylariales; Xylariaceae. The transcript has 3 exons. The record is from RefSeq and is a predicted model, not a curated record. The coding region runs from base 416 to 964 and encodes 182 amino acids. Gene Ontology annotation, biological process: deadenylation-dependent decapping of nuclear-transcribed mRNA.
CCUCAUGACAUCCAGUUAUGCUUGUACGAGGUGUGUACUAUACAGCAAGUAUGUAGCUUCAUCGACGAGACACCAAAUCCAUCCACACGGAACUUCCGCACGUACACGUAUCUGCUACGCCCGCCACCGUCGGGCUCCUACCUCUCCGUAAGCGAAUCUCGAUCCGUGUUAUUUGCAUGACACCCCAGGCGGCAUAAUCGGAGACCUGUCCGCGCAGGCUUUCCCACGCCACGCCACGCCUCCCGCCGCUGUAAGGACGUCGAGAAAAGGAAAGAAGAAAGAAAGAAAGAAAAAAACAUCGCCGGGGAUGCGAACGAUCUAGAAUCGCAAGUUGAUCAUGCCCUAUGGAUUGGCGCCGCUCUGACGUCCUCACCUUCGAGAUCAACCAACAGCACCGAGAACACAGGACACGACGAUGGAGAACCUGUCCCUCCACGACCCCCCGCUGGGCGCGCAGCCUCCCCUCGGCGGCCCGCUGCCCCCGGGCAUCUUGCGCGCCCCUCCGCCGCCGCAACCCCAACAAUUGCCCCCCCAGAUGUUCACCACCGCCGCCCAACUACUAGACCUCACCGACAAAAAGCUUCUGGUGUGCCUGCGAGACGGCCGGAAGUUGACCGGCGUGCUGCGCAGCUGGGACCAGUUCGCCAACCUAGUGCUCCAAUCGACCGUCGAGCGCGUGUUCGCCACGACGUCGGACCCGUCCGAGUCGCCGCCGACGGGCCUCUACGCCGACAGGACGCACGGCACGUUCCUGGUCCGGGGCGAGAACGUGCUCCUGCUCGGCGAGAUCGACCUCGACAAGGACGACGAGCCCCCGCCGGGCUUCGAGAAGGCCGCCUUCGACGCCGUCGAGAGGCUGGCCAAGGAGCGCCGCGCCGCCGAGCGCGUCAAGGAGAAGGCGAAGCUGCGGAAGCUCGCCACGCUCGGGUUCGAGGGCGAAAACCUCGGCGAGAUCCUGCUGUAGACGUGCCGGACGCCGCCCCGAACGCCGCCCCGGCAGAACGGAUAUGCGUUCACAGCGUACUUUCGAGGGACAGAAUAUUGUGAAAUGUCCCUCCCCCUCCCCUCCCCUCCCCUGCCCGCACUCCUUAGGACUCGCGGGGUCUUGCGGGGGAAGAUAUAAAUUAGAACUAGGACGGAUUGCUAUCCUUCACGAAGCAGCCGCGAACACCGCGAUCGCCAACAGGGUUUUUCAUAUAGUAGUCAUUCGGAACCGGAGGUUCAUCUUAACACAGCGCGGAUGAGUUCCUGAGCGCCUUUAUCCUCACGCUCCUGCAAUGUAAGGUCAGCCUGUACCUACUUUGUUUUAACUUGGUCACUCGCUCGAAAAGUGGUGUUCGCAGCUAGCCGUACAAUACCUUGCUAGCGGCCGGUAGCUUUAUUGUAUGAAUCGCUGCGGUGAUGAUGUGCCAUACUCGAGAUCUCAAGUUCGCGGACGCGUGGCGGCGGUUCCGGCUCGUUAGUGUUAGUAUUGAUGUUAGUAGGGAUCUUUAGUCGAACCAGGCAAGGAGCUAAGGAAUACGAAAGCAAGUUGGGACGUGAAUAAGUUGGUAGACUUGAGCCACAUGCACACCCAUAUCACGAUGACACUGGAAC